UACACGACGGCCAUGCCUCUUUUCCCUCGGCCUACCACAAGCAUAAGACUGUCAAGUUUGAGCACACACCCGAGCCAGAACUCUUAGUUACUUCCAUCGAAAUACUUUCCACAGCCAUUUCACUUCCAUCGAACUACUUCUCUCCAUCCAAUCUUCUUCCAUCGAAAUACCUUUUCCCCAAAAAAUUCACCCUCCGCCGUUAUGCAAUUGAACGACCCCGAAAAUUUUCUUAACAGAUGCUCUGGUUUUCGUGGCAAGACCCUGGUACGAUGCAACCACUCCAUUCGGAAGAUUGCACGGUAUCAUCCCCGCAUGAUCUUCCUCCCAACCUGCAAGCAGCAUCGUGACCAGAAAUUCCAUGCUGGUCGUUGUCAACAUGUAUAUGCAGACGACUCGAGAUGUGGCCGUCUUUUCAGGUGGCAGCCGAACUAUUUCGAGAUGUGCGAGGAACAUAAAGGCCUCCCUCCACCGGGGAAUCCUUGUUACAUCACGAGACUCCCGCUGGAACUCCACCAAGCGAUCUGGAGUCACCUGCUGCCUUCGGAGGCAGUCUCAUCGGCACUCAUAUUCUCCCACCGGCUCGACCGUGUUACUAGAGAACCCAUGGAUUCGCCUUCAGUCCUUCCCAAUCCUGAACGAUCUAGCGGCUCGAAUGCGGUGCGCCGAGGCGCUUCGCAUCCAGGAAAGCUGUUUCCCAUGCCACUCCAAGAUCUACUACUGGCUUCUAGGCAGUGGUACAAUGGAGUGAAGAGCUUGCUUUUUAGCACUACGGCUUUCACCAUCGAUAUCCGCCAUGACGGAGCCUUCAUAUGUGGGAGGCGAAUUUUGCAACCAAAGCGUGAAGAUGGUUCGAUCCAGCUCUGCAAAGAGCCGGAGACGAAAAGAUUCGUCAAUUCCUUUCCCUUCGAAUUUGUCAAACACUGGAACGUCGACAUCUUGUUAGAGAACUAUGAAGCACCAACAAAGCAUGAUUUGGACGAAGAGGUGGAGAUGUACGACGUUCGAGCUUACGUUAGCGUCACCGUCGAGGGAAUUCUGGCUAGGUCUCAGGAUCUUUGCAAACUGCAUGUACGCAUUGGGAUGUCCAGCUCUAGACGGACUCCAGAGCAGAUCGUCGAAGCAACCAAGGUAUUGGUUGCGCCUUUUGAUCGACUUCGAAACGUUCACCAACCUCGCCUGUGCGGAGUUUACCAUGGAUUCUUGAAGAAGAACCACAUGAUCUGCGUUCCAUAUCAGGCGCGCCCCAACCCGCGUGGAAUGAUCAGAGACGGACUAUUUUCUGUGUGUCCGCUUCGCGUUGAUAGGAUCCUCCUUGAUCCCCAAAACGCAUCCUUCAAAGAGUUGAAGCGACGUUUCGAGACCCUCGUUUCGAGCUCAGCAGAAAUGCCCUCGCCCGAAAGCUUUGCAAUUCGCGACAUGUUCAAGAAAUUCAGGCGUUUCUAUGCCAGCCUAUCCGGCCUUGUCCCCGGCAUUGGUGGACGAUCUUCUCGUAUUGAGUACCUACACAGCGCCCGAAAGGCGCGAGCAAACGAGGAUCUGGAAACUUUUCGUGAAGUGCGUGCCAAACUAAUUCAAUGCUGGCAUGACUACCUUCAGGUGCACGACACCAAACGACGAUCGGUAAAUCACGAGGUCACUGCUAUGCUGGUAGCCGACGUCUAUCCCAACUCUUUGGGAGACCCAUCUCUUCGACGUAAUCCGACUCCGGACGAAGCCGUCACUCACAUGCCCGAAAGUGCUUUUUUCGCAUGGUCACCAUAUGGACAGCCUCCAUUUCCAGAAUCACAAAGUGGGAGCGCAGGAAAUCUACUUGUUGCUGCCACCCAUAUCCAGCCGCCGGGAUACAUUCAACAUAGCCCACCUCUCGCCGAGAUGCAGGCAUAUUCGGGGCAACUGGCCACAUUGGAACCUACAUUGGAGCCGAUGUUUGACCCCAGGUCGGAGCCCAUGGUUUACCCCACGAUAGAGCCUACUUUUUAUCCCGUGACAGAGCCUAUCUUUGACUCCAUGUCGGGGCCAAUGGUUUACCCCACGAUAGAGCCUAUCUUUUAUCCCGCGACACAGCCCAUGUUUGACCCGGUGUCGGAGCCUAUGUCGGGGCCCAUGUUGCAGCCCACGUUGGAGCCAACAAUGGAUCCAUACCUGCUCAACCAGCAGGAGCCGUCGGAGCCCACAAUUGAUCCAUACCUGCUCAACCAGCAGGAGCCAUCGGAGCCCACCAUCGAUCCAUACCUGCUCAACCAGCAGGAGCCGUUGGAGCCCACAGUGAAUCCAUACGUGCUCAACCAGCAGCCGUUGGAGCCCACAAUGAAUCCAUACGUGCUCAACCAGCAGCAGCCGUUGGAGCCCACAAUGAAUCCAUACGUGCUUAACCAGCAGCAGCCGUUGGAACAGUUGAACCUGGAACAUGCGACUGGUUUGGAGGGCCCACCCCGCUUACUCUCUCCAUUUCGGCCGCGGUGGGCGCCACCGGUAGCUAUGCAACCGGCCCACUCAGCUACUGGCCUCGAUGCUUUCCCGGGUCGCAAAAGGUCCCUGGAUGCUAUGGAUUCACCCUGGACCCAAUUCAAUGGCCCUAUUCCAUCUCUCACCUCAUCUCCCUAUGAUUGGAACGCCGCAGUACCUGAUUCGCCCAACAAGAGACAGCGUCUUGAGCCUGCUCCAUCCUUCCCACCUCUAUAUGAGGGAUACCAACCAAACCCCCUCCCAUCCGAUCAUCGCGAUGAGGAGUGAUUCAAACAUUCUCGGCCGUGUCACUAUCGUCUGCCCUGUUGGCAUUUCUUUUUCUCUUCGGAUAUGAAUUUGUAACCGAUGAUGGAUCAUGAUUAUCAUAUUGCGAAUCUCAGCUCACAGCUCACGGCCUUUGAUAUUUUAGGGUAUGGAAAAUAACAAAAGGUAUAGUAGUCUAGGUUACUCCCCCUUUCUUUCAUUUAUCCAUCUUCGGUAGUGUCAAUGACAAAAAUUAUUCAAUCAUCAAUGAGUGCAGUGU
This is a messenger RNA of Aaosphaeria arxii CBS 175.79, 2989 nucleotides long. RefSeq lists its product as uncharacterized. Bases 202 to 2733 code for a protein of 843 amino acids. The record is from RefSeq and is a predicted model, not a curated record. NCBI's taxonomy places the organism in Eukaryota, Fungi, Ascomycota, Dothideomycetes, Pleosporales. The transcript has 2 exons.